This is a messenger RNA of Ficedula albicollis (Collared flycatcher), 2318 nucleotides long. RefSeq names its product isthmin 1, angiogenesis inhibitor (gene ISM1). The transcript is spliced from 5 exons. Gene Ontology annotation, biological process: negative regulation of angiogenesis. Bases 127 to 1443 code for a protein of 438 amino acids. The record is from RefSeq and is a predicted model, not a curated record. Lineage: Eukaryota; Metazoa; Chordata; Aves; Passeriformes; Muscicapidae.
GCUGGAGCCUGGAAGAGCUGAGUCCCCAAGCCUGGCUCAGUUUUAUCUUGUGUCAGCUGGUUACAGAUCUGAGUUUCAGCAGUGAGCUGUGGCUCUGGGUGCUGUAAGGCUGCAGCCAUCAGAGGGAUGGGGGACACUGGCAGGACUGCCCGCUCUCAGCUGUCAUUACUGGGCUCUGCUUUUCUUCCCCAGAACACACUGACUGCAGAGGAGCUUUCUCCUGAAGACAGCCUCACCCUGAACCCCGAGGAGCGGCGAGAGUUCCCCGAUCUGCAGGCUGCCCACCGGCCAUUCCCCAAGGAGCAGUUCAGGCAGGAGAACGGGCACACGUCCCUGCAGAGAGAUGGACCCAGGUCUUUCCUCCUGGACCUCCCAAACUUCCCUGACCUGUCAAAAGCAGAUAUCAAUGGGCAGAAUCCCAACAUUCAGGUUACCAUUGAAGUGGUGGACGGCCCCGACACGGAGGCAGACAAGGAGAAGGAGAGCAGCAAGCCCGGCUGGGCAGCCCCGUCUCCCGACUGGAGGAGCUGGUGGCAGAGAUCCUCCACCCUGACCCGCAUGAGCAGCGGGGACCAGGACUACAAGUACGGCAGCACCACCGAGGACAGCAACUUCCUGAACCCCCUGCCUGGCUGGGAUGGCCAUGUCCCCAGCCACAGGACGCUGGGCUCCAAGGAGCAGCCCGAGUACGAUUACGUGGACGGGGAGGGAGACUGGAGCCCCUGGUCCCUGUGCAGCGUCACCUGCGGCAGCGGGAACCAGAAGCGCACGCGGUCCUGCGGCUACGCCUGCACGGCCACCGAGUCCCGCACCUGCGACCGGCCCCACUGCCCAGGGAUCGAGGACACCUUCAGGACAGCUGCCACCGAAGUGAGUUUGCUGGCAGGGAGUGAGGACUUCAACGCCACCAAGCUGUUUGAAGUUGAUACUGACAGCUGUGAGAGAUGGAUGAGCUGCAAGAGCGAGUUCCUGAAGAAAUACAUGCACAAAGUGGUCAACGACCUGCCCAGCUGCCCCUGCUCCUACCCCAGAGAAGUCGCCUACAGCACUGCCGAAAUCUACGACCGGCCCAAGAGGAAAAGCUUCCGCUGGAAGGACGCGAGCGGCCCGAAGGAGAAGCUGGAGAUCUACAAGCCCACGGCCCGCUACUGCAUCCGCUCCAUGCUGUCCCUGGAGAGCACCACCCUGGCAGCGCAGCACUGCUGCUACGAUGACAGCAUGCAGCUGAUCACCAGGGGCAAAGGGGCAGGGACGCCCAACCUGAUCAGCAUCGAGUUCUCGGCAGAGCUGCACUACAAGGUGGACAUCCUGCCCUGGAUCAUAUGCAAGGGGGACUGGAGCCGCUACAACGAAGCCCGGCCCCCCAACAACGGGCAGAAGUGUACAGAAAACCCCUCAGAUGAAGACUACUACAAGCAGUUUCAAGAAGCAAGGGAAUACUGAGAGGAUUUUUUUUUCCUUUCCUUCAGAUGCAAAACAGCAUUCGUUUCCUGGGUGCCAAAGAACUGCUGGUGGCUGCUGCGCUGGCUCCUCGGCUGGGGUCGAUCAGUUCCUUUCUAAUGAAUGUACAUAGUUGUAAUAUAAUACAUAAGUAUUUUUCACAGUGUGUGUAAUUUAUAAACACGUAUCUCUCUGUCUCACACACACCUAUUUUUGCAUACAGACGUACAUAAGUCUCGUCCUGAUAGGAUUUUGUACUGCAAUAAGGUUCAUGUAAUAAUGUGCAUUUCAUUUUAUUUCCCAUCUGUAACAUAAUGAAAGGGGUGGGGGGUAGCUGCCAUCACCAUCAGGCCCCAAGGCCCCAGCUGAGGAGGCACAUAUUUAAAAGUUGUUAUAAACAAUAGGAUUGAAGAAUGUACUCUUCCAUAUGGGAAUGGUUUACAAGAUUAAUGCACCUACAGCAUCAGUUUUCUUUCUAUAAUUGAUUUCAUGACUGGUCAUAUCUAAGGAGGGAAGAUUUUUUUUUUGAAGGGUAAUAGUCAAAAGUGAAUAUAGAAAACCCCUAGCAAUUUUUCUCUUGGAAUUCUUCCUUUUACCUUCUAGCUCAGGUCUUUGCAGACCAGCUGGGGCAGGCUUGUAGGAAGAUGUAGCUGUGGUUUUCCUACAGGCCAGAAAAUGUACUGGUGCAGUGGUUUUGCAAGAAUUACAAACAGCCCCCUCCUGGAGACGUCUCUGACACAGAGCUGCAGCUGUUGGGGCUUACAUCUCCAGAGCAGCUACCUGUGAGCUGAGCAUGCUGCAGGUCUUUGGAGGAGUGAGGGCAGAGAAGGAAUCCAUGUCAAAGGACCAGAAACAUAGUUCCUUCCCAGUUUUUAACA